Belonocnema kinseyi is the source of this 2924-nucleotide messenger RNA. RefSeq names its product zwei Ig domain protein zig-8-like. The record is from RefSeq and is a predicted model, not a curated record. Gene Ontology annotation, biological process: synapse organization. The transcript is spliced from 6 exons. The coding region runs from base 1 to 876 and encodes 291 amino acids. Gene Ontology annotation, cellular component: neuron projection membrane. Lineage: Eukaryota; Metazoa; Arthropoda; Insecta; Hymenoptera; Cynipidae.
AUGUCUAUUUGGACUUGCGAGGGUCUGACUUCGUCCGUGAAGGUAACUUAUGGGGUGCUUCAAGGCGAGAUGAAGCGACUUCCCCUGAGAAUUCCCCAUUUGAGGCAUCAUCGAGUAUCCCAGAGGGGUCCAUACUUUGAAAAUAUCGAAGGUCAAGAGAUCAACUGUUCCCAAAAUGUGGUCCAAUUAGGAGAUACAGCUUUACUCGAUUGUCGCAUAGUUAUGCUCUCCGAUAGGACGGUCAUGUGGAUACGUCAGAGUCCUGACAGGACUUUCCUGCUCACUAUGGGAAAGAGCACGCACACAGCUGACCCGCGAUACAGUGUUAAAUUUAAAUACCCUAAUAAUUGGAGACUAGCAAUUACUUCAGCCCAGAAAGAAGAUCGAGGACUGUAUGUUUGUCAAGUUAAUACACAUCCUCCUAGAAUGCUGAUAACAAACGUCACUAUACUAGCACCUGACAUUAGAAUUACAGACGACUUCAAUCAUGAGCUACGAGAUCGUUAUUACAAAACCGGAAGUGGCAUUGAGCUCGUGUGCAUUGCUCGCUCUUCGCAGUCCGGCUCAAGAGUGCCGCAUCCCGCGUGGAAGAAAAACGGCGAUACGUUGCCAGAUCAUGUUAAUAUCCAGCACAAUAACGGGUCUGACAGAGAAUUGGUCACAAGAUUGCGCAUCGAUCUUGCGAAAAAGACUGAUAGUGGGGAAUACUCGUGUUCUAUUGGCCAAUUCAGCAGAACAAUCGUCAACAUUCAUGUUCUCAAUGGGGAAAAGCAAGCAGCUGUUCACCACGAUCAAUGGAAUGCAGCAAUGACGAUCAAUCAAAACUUCAAGAGCGUAUUUCUCUCAUCAAUAAUCGCUUCAUUAUUCUAUGGAUAAUUUGGUCUCUUUCUAUGAAUGGUAAACUGUGAUACAAAUCUAGAGUCAACAUUUAUACAAAGCGGCUACCAAUGAGCUGUGAAGACAUCGAAGAAAAUUCUAAUCGAUGUGUACAUUAAUUAUAUUUAUUUUAUGUAUACAUAUAUAUUGAGAGCGCACAAGCCUGCAUUGAUUUUAUCUUUUGAAUACAAGCACCCAUUUGUGUAUUAUUUUUACGCGCUGAACACGAUUCCAUCCUAAAAAUUACAUAUCACGUCAUGUUUUUGAGAAAAUUUGGGCUGACUCCCCCAAAAAAAGGGUUUUUGGCCAUCUUCGAAUAUUAUUCACACAUGAACCCGUCGUGCCAGAGACUUCAAAAAGCUUUCAAAUUGAAGCUUGUGUCUUUCACUAUAUUGGAUCUAAAACUUUUUUGCGAAUAAGUAUUGAAAACUUAAUACUUUUCUGCGAAAAGGGUACUGGAUCAAAUACUUACCAAUACUUUUUUUUCAUACGGGGAGUAUUGUUUUAAUUGCUCGGAACUUCAUGCUUAAAAGAAUAGAGCCACCCAACGCUAUAUUUUUGGAGGACUAUUUCAAUAGGAAAAAUAGCCCUCAAAUGAUAAUUUUUUUUACAUUGUAUGGCUGAUGUAAUACAAGGUCGAAAUGCAAUUGGAAAUCUUUCGAAGUCUGCAGCACGUCUGUUUCAUGUGUUAGAAAUUGAACAAAAUGAUUCUUGAAAAUUACAUGUUUUGGGAGUCUUAACUUGAAUUUUUUCCAAAACUUAAUGUGAUUGAUAAUUGAUAGGCUCCAAAUCAUUAUCAGUGCACAAAAAUACAUUGCAAAGGCCUAGUCGAAUUUACAAGACAAACAAAGUUGAAAAAAUGCAGGCCUGUGUUGUUUUAGGUUAUAUUUUAGACUCGAUUCACAAAAGAACGAGAUUUCUCCUUCUCCUGAAAACUACAUAUUUUUUGAUAACUACUCUGAAUUAAAUAGAAAUAUGUUUUGCGUUUAAUUUGUUCUUUCAUGAGAAAAUUUAGGAAGAAAGGAAGUUUUAGUGAUGCAAGAAUUAUUAUCAAAAAAACUUCUAGUCUCUAUAUUUGCACAAAAUAAAGAAACUGUAAAACUCCUGCAAUAAUAACAGCAUAUUUUUCAUUAUUUGAACUUUUAAAUACUUCCUAUUUAAAAAUUGAGCCCUUUUCCAGUGAAUCGUUCUCAACACUUUCGCAAUAAUACAAAAAUUUACAUUGCAACCACGUGUAAGAUUAAAAUUAUGUGUGAGUAUAUAUGUUAAUUGUGAGUGAGUUUGGAUCAAGGUUUAAAAUUAAUACCAUUAGAUCCUGUAUUAUUAUUAUUAUUAUCAUCAUUAUUGUUAAUAAUAUUAAGGUUGAUGCAUACAUGAAUAUGGGUUCUAAUGGAAUAGAGGUUUUGUUUUUUUGCGGUUGAUAAGCUGUACAUAUAAUUGAAAGCUAUAAAAUUAUUGUAAGAAAGUAAUUUAAGACCACGAGAUUGUAUGAAAUGAGGGGCUAUUCAGUGAGUUACGAUAAGUGCAAGCAUUCCUGAUUUUCCAAAAGAGCGUGAUCAAUAAUCUGAGUGAAGCUUGAAAUGUGCUGAGUGAAGCUGAGUUGAGUGGAGCGGUGUGAAGAAGAACGAGUCAGGGUUGGCGAGAAUUGAAAGAAUUCAGAAAAAGUGGAAAGAAUAAGGACGAAUUUAAGAAAUACAAGAAGAUCUAGAAGAGUACAAAAGGACUUUUAAGAAUAUUUGUGGGCAUGAUCCACUCCAGUAAUUUUGCCAAAAGAAAUGUAAAAUCUGUCUAUUUACCUAUCUCUGUACUCAAAAUAUAUAUACCAAUUUUAAAAACUGUGCUUCAAACAUAAAACUUCUCAACAUAUCACCUCUUCGGGGAUUUCAUGAUUGCAUAUUUUUUUCUUUCCCAACAAAGUUUCCUUUCACCGUUUUUUAUAAUGUAAAAAGGUCAUUUUUGAAAAAGUAACCUUAAUGGAUAUUUUUACCUCGGCUCGUUCCAAAAAAGGAAGUUCUGGAUAUUUUUUCAAGAAAAUAAGGGUGGCGACC